AUGACAUUGAUAACAUCGACGUGCGAAAGAUCCAACAAGAGUGACGACCCCAACGCGCGGGAAGAAAUUAAAUCGACACGUGUUUUCCUCUCACAAAAACAGCAAUCAGGCUUGAAAUGCCUGCCUUCAACCCAAACGUUCAGACGUGGUUCCUACGUGUCUGGCCUGAAAUAUUGCGUCCAACUGGACGCAAUAUUUCAGGCCAGACACGUAACUUCGCAGCAGUCAAAAUUUGCGUCCGUGGUAGAGAAGUUACCCGCGGAGGUAGCGGCUGAAGUAGCCGACAUAUUAACCUCUAUACCAACAGACAAGCCGUACGAGACCCUCAAACAAGCAAUCCUGCAUCGGACCGGAUUUUCGGAAGAAAGAAAAAUAAGAGAUCUCUUAACAAAUAUAACAAUCGGAAAUUCAAAACCGUCCCAGUUACUACGACGCAUGCAACAACUGUUGGGCGACAACAACAUAUCCGCCACAGUGUUUCGCCAAAUGAAUCACCAAAAAAAAAAAAACUACCUUUAUUUUGGAACAAAGAAAAAAAAUGAUCCAGUCAUUAAUUGUAUUGUAAAAUUUGGGACAAUCGUAGUGAAAUUUAAUUAA
Molecule: messenger RNA, 597 nt
Organism: Acanthosepion pharaonis
Lineage: Eukaryota; Metazoa; Mollusca; Cephalopoda; Sepiida; Sepiidae
Source: the annotation of a GenBank genome assembly